AUGGUUCAAGGAGACAUAAAAACUCGCUUUCUCAUCAUAUCUGAUACCCAUGGCGCGAGCCUCUUCGACGAGGCCGACAGUGUCCGAAACUAUGACAGUGAUGAUAGCCUGGGUUCUCAAAGGCCCGAUCAGACGGUGAUCAAUGGCUUCCGCAGACCUCUGCCGAAAGCCGAUGUGGCUAUCCAUUGCGGAGAUCUUACCUACGACUCCUUGCUGAAAGAGUACGAGGCCACCUUCAAUCUGAUGCAUGAGAUCGACGCGCCCCUGAAGCUGGUCAUCGCAGGGAAUCACGAUGUGACUCUCGACGCCCCCUACUGGGAACGCAAGAUAAGCUGGCUGGACGACUACGCGCAAGCUGAGAGGGCGCAGUAUCCUGCCAGGACGUACGAGCUGGUCGAGCGCGCCAGACAAGCCGGCAUCCACCUCCUCGACGAGGGAACCUACCACUUCGUGCUGCCGAGUAACGGAGCUCGUCUAACCGUUUUUGCCAGCCCGUGGACGCCCGACUACGGCAGCUGGGCCUUCCAGUACCGCGGGCCGCACGACUUCGCCAUCCCCGAUGGCGUCGACCUCGCCAUGACCCACGGCCCGCCGCGCAACGUCCUCGACCGCACGCUGUUCGGCGCCAGGGCGGGCUGCCGUCACCUCCUCGACGCCGUGUCGCGCGCGCGGCCCCGCAUGCACUGCUUCGGGCACAUCCACGAGGGCUGGGGCGCCAAGCUGGUGACAUGGAAGCCGAAAGUGGACGGGUUCCGGCCUCCCCCCGCGGCGCCGGCCGGGCUCCUCGCCCCACCGCAGAGGCUGGCGCCGCCGGGCGCGGAGCAGCAGGCGCCCGACGAGGUGCUGGGGCUGGACGCGCUCGACGUGCACGCCGCGGACCCGGCGACGCGGGCGGCGAACCUGGAGCGCGCGAACCGGUACGCGCGCGAGCGGUGCGUCUCGGUGAGCCUGUGCGCGGGCGACGCCAAGACGCUCGAGCAGGGCCGGCACACGCUGUUUGUCAACGCGGCGAUCAUGAACAUUGGCUACAAGCCGUACCAGCUGCCGUGGCUGGUGGACCUGGAGCUUCCGCCGCCGGACGAGGAGCAUCUGAGGAAGGCCGAGGCGACGACGGCCAUUUUGCAGAGGGAUAGGAGGUUGAACGUAUCAUAA
Molecule: messenger RNA, 1152 nt
Organism: Phaeoacremonium minimum UCRPA7
Lineage: Eukaryota; Fungi; Ascomycota; Sordariomycetes; Togniniales; Togniniaceae
Product: putative ser thr protein phosphatase family protein
Exons: 1
Coding region: 1-1152 (383 amino acids)
Molecular function (GO): hydrolase activity
Source: RefSeq, a predicted model, not a curated record